This is a messenger RNA of Seminavis robusta, 783 nucleotides long. Lineage: Eukaryota; Bacillariophyta; Bacillariophyceae; Naviculales; Naviculaceae. The record is from the annotation of a GenBank genome assembly.
UUGUAACCACCCCAUUAACCACACAAUCAUGCAGUUCCGAUCCCACAAAUGGAACAACGGAGACUUUGGAAAUCUUAGCUACUGGUCUAGUAGUACGGCAUAAUAUAUCUGAAGCAAUGCAGCGCCUACUCCUUCUUGUUUCUCUAGCUUUCCUCUGCCAGUGGACAACCCUCAGCAUUGCUUUGGCCAAAAAGAUCGAUCCCGUACCGGUACAUGUUGCGAAGAAUCACGGCCGAGAGGAGACAUUCGAAUGCCAGCCGGAAUACUCCAGCUGCUACUUCCAGAAUUGCUGUGACAAUCUCGUCUGCUUCACCGACGGUAACCAAAACAACUAUCAUGCCUCGGCGUCGGCCAAGUUCAAAAGGAGCCGCAUUCGAAGUAACAGCACUUGCUAUUCGGAACGAUCUUUGGAUCUGCAUACCAAAACAGACGAAGAAAAGUUGGACCUCAUGCGACGAUUCUACGAAGAAUUGGUGCCAUACCACAGCCGCAAAUCCACAGAACAAAUCGAACGCAUGGUAGACCAUCAUCGAUCCUCAUUCCCAAAGUUGGUGGCCAGAUUGGAAAAGAGAUACAAAAUCACGUUUUUCUCCUCGUCACAACUUGCUGACACCAAGAUGCAUGAACUGUAAAGUAAAAUCAUAAUACUGUAUCUGCACAAAAAAGGCCACUUACUUCCUGUACGGCCGGUACCUAGAUAACCUGAAGCAUGCCAGUGCCUCUUAGCCAAUGUCGGCACAGGUGAUAUUGGUUUUUUGCUUGAUUCAAUUCAAUCAGUCCAUU